CCAAGGGGUGAAAGUGGAUAAGAGGACAGGCCUAAAGAGUUCUUUUUACUAUGUAGAAUUCUCCCUGUAUUUAAAUGAGAGAUGGCAAGACCCUUAGAGUGUGAGAAGGAAUGUAGAAUUAAGCUGUAAUUGUAGGAUCUUUAUGAUAAGACUUAAUUAUCUAUCUCUUUCUGACUUGGAGUGGAAUAUAGAAAAAUGGAGCAUGCAACAACGCAUUGCUGCAGCCAGGCUAGGGGACAUUCGGGUCUGUGGCACCCCACAAUCCAGGCAUACAGCAGGACAGUUGAGCAGCUGCCUCACCUCACCUCACACGAUGGAGGCUCUGAUUGUCCAACCGCAUGAAGGUGAGAGAGGGAUGCAUGAAGAGGAGGAAUAUGAAAAAAAUGGGGAACUGGAUGAGGGAGAAAUUGAGCCCUCGUCUCCUGUGGCAUCUAGAUCAGAGGACGACACUGAUGAGGAUUCAGAACCUGAGCCACCGCCUGUUAUUCGAAGGAAAGUGUCAUUCGCAGAUGCGUUUGGCCUUGACCUGGUUUCGGUUAAGGAGUUUGACAACGCUGAGGUGACAGAAUCCGAGGCUAGCUGGUCUGAUGGGAGGAAGGUGGUCCAAUCACCAGAGGAAAUCUAUUUGUCUUGCUUGUUUACAGUCCCCUCAUCCACAGAAGAGUUGGAUCAGAAGCUGUGCGAGCAGAUGGUGGAGCUGGAAAGCAUUGAGCUUCUCCCGGGAACCACAACUCUCCGGGGCAUCAUCCGUGUGGUCAACCUCUGCUACAACAAGAGCGUCUAUGCUCGGGUGACUUUGGAUCGCUGGAGCAGCUACUUUGAUCUGCUGGCAGAGUAUAUACCAGGCUCUAGCGAUAGGAGAACAGACCGGUUCACAUUCAGGUACACUGUGGUUCCUCCAUUUGAAAAAGAGGGAACUAGAGUGGAGUUCUGCCUCCGAUAUGAAACUCCAGUGGGCACUUUCUGGGCAAAUAACAAAGGGAUGAACUAUGUGAUGUUCUGCCACCAAAAGACACCAAUAAAGGACCAUGUGACUCCAACAGAAGAGGAGAGCAGCAGUUACAAGAGCAAAAGAAGCUGCCUGAAGGCCAACAGCAGGAACGAAGAAAUUGAGGAGAAAAACAGAGAGAGCGCACACACCAGUAUGGCUGCUGCAGAUUUGGAAUUGAUCAAUAAAGUACAAAAGACUUGUGGGGAGAGAACUUCACUUUCUCAUAAGGACCAAAAACCAUGGGUGGAAAGCGUGAAAAGCCGACGCAGAGCAAUCCGUUUGGCACGCGUGCAAGAUUACCUUUGCCAGAAAGAGCAGCAGCAAUCAAAGGCAUUUCCACAUGACUCAGCCUGUGGCCAAAAGGUUUCUCAGCAUGUGUCAGCUGUGCUGGGUGACUCCCCCAGCUAUGUCUAUAAAUCCCAAAAGGUGCAAUCAAGUGAGAGUCCACGGGUACUUACCUACCAUCAGAUUCCCCUGCUCUCCUUGGACUGGAACAGUCAUACACCUGAACAGCCGGGCACUGCCGAUGUCGAUCACAUCUUGGCUGCUAGAGCUAAAAUUACUUUGUCAAAAGAGUCAGUAGAAAAUACACCAACUGUUAAUGAUAUGUGGGAGAGCUUUUCCAAGACUAUACAUGAUAGUAAAACUAAGGAAACAUCUGUGAGUGAUGUAUGGCAGGUUUUUCUAAAUAGAUCUAGCUGCAAACAUUACUCUGAUGUGCCAGAGUCAGAGUGGCUCCAGACAACGGCACCAGUGCUCCCUUCAAAUAGUUCGAAGUCGCUAAUCCAAGAUUCUGAAGAAAGUCAAGCAUUUCUGGAGGUGAGAGGUACACCCAAAACCUUACAUAGCCUAGCUUCGUGUCAGUUACUGUCAGACAGUUGCGAAACAUUGUUGGAUGCCAAUGACUCGAAGGCUAAAGAUAAUAAGGCGGAACAGGCAUGUGUCAGCAGGCCAGAGGAUGACAACCAAGCGACACAAGAUGCAUCCCAAAGGUCAGAGACAAACUCCGUAACAGACACUCCAAAGGAAUUCAACCUCAAGAGGGCAACUGCUCUGUCUAUGGACAACGCUGACAAUCCAACGGAGUGUCACAAAUGUAAGGACUGGGAGCAAGAAGGCAAAGCGAUAAUAGAAACAGUGGGAAGAGGAGAAGCGGAGCCCUUUGCAUUGCACACACCUGACUCAGUAACAAGCUCAGGGGAGUCAGAGACAACAGAUAUGACAGUAAUGCCAGAGAAUCCGAAUGCCAGCCAUGUUGAUACAAUCUCACCAGAUGCAAAACAGGAUGGGGGGGUUUCUUCAAGCAGGGAGCGAGAGGUUACAGGCACUGCACACAAUGAGAUAGAUGACAUUGUGGCAUUUAGGGAGACAAUCAGCAAGGAGACAAGGGACAAGGACAGCUAUGUCUUUGCUGCAUCCAGGAAAGGAAAGGAGGAGGAGGAGAUCAUGAUGAACUAUACGGCAAAGGAAGUGCAAACAGAAAAGGAAAUAUUUAGGCCAGGUGAAUGUAAAGAAUUUAAUAAUCCCCUAAGGAAUGCAGAUAAAAUCCAGCAUGAGGAAUUCAGGCAAAGCCCAAAUGGGAAGAUUAAUGAGAAUGAGACAGAGACAACCAAAAGACAUGCAGAUGGAUUUGGCUUACAGCAAAUCGAUGAGGAAAAUACAGAGAAAGAAAUAAAUAUUUUAGUGGACAAAAACAAAGAUGGUUCAUCCAGUAACUUUAGCAUAGGGGUAAUAAAAGCAGAGGUAGGAGCUACUAUGACAGAAAGCAAAGAAAUAGACGAUGUAACUAAUGAAGGAAGUAAGCUAACUAAUAUAUUGGAUGACGUACAGUGUAAACAUGAUGAUAGGUCAGCCUCCUUGCUUAUGAAAGAACAUAAUAUACAGUCAGUGUCUGUCAAAGUGAAUGAAGAGCUUCUUGUUCAAAAUAGGGAAGACUUUCCUCUCAUACAGAUAAAACAAAGUGAUGACCAGGAAUUUAACAUGGAGCAACAGGAGAUUAGAUAUGAUGGAAAAGAAAUAGAUAAAAAAGAAACAGGUCCUUUUGCAGAGUUGAGUCCCAUUGUUGAUUCAUCAGAAGUAAUAUUUUGCCAAAAUAAGGAUAAUACACAAAUACCUUGUCAUCCUGAUCAAUAUGAUCCCUUGGAGAUGGUCAAACCAAGAUUGACAGACCCCCAGAAACAUUUACAGAGUCAAAAACCCAAUUCAAGUCGAGACUUAAAUCCAGAAGAACUAAUGGCAAAGAGGAAUUAUUCCAAGAAAGACACUUCAGCAGAACAUGGAUCUGAAGCAUCAAGAGGAGCAAAACAAGACCAUAGUAAGGAAGAUGAGAAACUCUGUGGUGAAAGGCUUAAAAUAGAGGCAAUGAGGGAGUUGAUGGGUAAUCCGGAGAGCCCUUGGGGGGAGAAUAAGAUUGUGAGGAAAAGACAAGAAUCAUCAGCAGAAGUUACAAGCCCCCCACAUGUUGAACAUAACAAACUGAGAGAGGGAACAAAAGAUCCCAUUACAGUAGAAAAUAGUCCUGCACUUGAAGUGACACAGUCAGAAUUGGAGCCAUUGUCCAUAGAAAGAUUUGGAGAAAAUUUGGUUUGUAGCAUCUUGGAAGAGGUUUUUGCUCAGAAGUUGAAACCUACUACUUGGCAUCCAAGUACUGUUGGUGACACAAAAGGCCGGCUGACAGAGACAACUCAAGAUCACUGUCCAGUUGAUGAGAAAAACUUGAGCGACCCUUUAGAUUCAAGUAUGUUUCUCUUGACAGAAUUUUCAGUAGAUUCAUCUGCAAAUCUAUGCCCAGGCCUAGAGCCAACUUUGUUCACCGAAGACAAUGAAAACUCCUCCAUCGACAUAACUAAGCCCCUUUCCAUGGCAGAGGAGAUCAACAGGCCUUCUGAAUUACAGUCUGAUUUGGAUUCAACUGUAUAUCGGACCCCAAUAGCCCAUAGUGAAGAGCCGACAUAUAAAAGAACCCAAUCCCUUAGCUAUUCAAAGGAUCAGGAGAGCAGGUCAACAAUUAAAGCCAGGUCAGUUCCUCAUCCAGAGAAAGAUUUUGAAAUAGAAGACUGCAUAUUUGUUACUACCGAGAGAUUUGAUCAAUCUUCCAACCUUUCCAAAAAAUAUCAGAGCUCUUCUGAAAAAUUAAAAGAGUCAAAUGCCCUUUUAUGGUGGACUGUAUUGUACACUAUCAGUCACAUUACCAAAUUACUAAUCUGUGCACUCUUGAUUGGGGGAUUCUUUGUUGCAGUUUUCCUCUAUGAUUUCCCAUCCUUUUUCGCACUCUACACUUUUUCAAUAUCUUGUUGGAUUUUUAAGUGGAAGAGACAGCAGGUAAGGACAGGUGAUAAGACUACAGAAUAGGUUAGGUUUCAUGUCUUCCCAUGGAUUCAUUUUGGGGAGACCACAUUUAAGAUAAAAUAACACCAAGUGCAAUAUUCUAUUGAUACGUGUGAGUGAUUUAGAAUUUUUAUUUUGCCUAUAUCUUUUGUAAUUCAAUGUUGUAACCCUAACCAAACAAAGUUUGUUUGGAUCAGGAGCAUAUGCAAACCAAAUAUUAAAAUGUUUUUUGUUGUUUGCUUAAGGCAGUUAAGUUCUGAACUUGAAAUAAAAUUAUGUAUUGAAUGCGACAAUAGAUAGAUGGUAUUCAUAGUAUUCACACUAUGCUUGAGUUGAGUUGUUAGUUAAUGAAAAUAUUGUGCAAAACCUUUUUUGUCCAACGUGUGUACAUUUGCAGUGUUUUUGGGCCCAACACAAUUUCGUUCAAUAAAAUGCA
This is a messenger RNA of Cyprinodon variegatus (sheepshead minnow), 4754 nucleotides long. RefSeq lists its product as uncharacterized. Gene Ontology annotation, molecular function: protein phosphatase 1 binding; glycogen binding. The record is from RefSeq and is a predicted model, not a curated record. The transcript is spliced from 5 exons. The coding region runs from base 143 to 4342 and encodes 1399 amino acids. Gene Ontology annotation, biological process: regulation of glycogen biosynthetic process. Gene Ontology annotation, cellular component: protein phosphatase type 1 complex. Lineage: Eukaryota; Metazoa; Chordata; Actinopteri; Cyprinodontiformes; Cyprinodontidae.